Porites lobata is the source of this 4923-nucleotide messenger RNA. NCBI's taxonomy places the organism in Eukaryota, Metazoa, Cnidaria, Anthozoa, Scleractinia, Poritidae. The record is from the annotation of a GenBank genome assembly.
AUGGGUGCCAGUAAAUCUAAAGAGGGCAAAGUAUUAAGCAAACCUGGAGAGGGUGGUGCCUCAGCAGCUGCUUCUAAUCCUGCCAAAGGUGUGGUUAUUCCAGAAGAUACUGUACCUUAUCCAGGAUUACAAGUUCAGUAUCACUUGAUAAAUGUACAGGUGUGAUUUUUGUUCCAUAGAGUGGGUAACAUUAUUCACUGUGACUAUAUACCCUUACCAAAUCUACGUAUAUGCGACAUACGUUUCACUGGUCAACAUAUAUUUGACAUACCGUAAAAUUCCAAAAAUAACCCCUGGGGCUGAUAUUUUUCAAAGGCCCUUUUUGAGGGGCUUAUUUUUGGAGGGGCUUAUCUAUGGAGGGAAAUUUGCAGUUACAAAUCGAUUGGGCUAGCGUUAUAGUUGGAAGUAAAUUUACUGUUUUUGUGUUGCUUUACUUUGUAUUUGAGGGCAGUUUUCCUGGUACAUUAUAUUUGGAGGGGCAAUUUAACAGAGGGUUUUUUGCGUCACCGGUUUGGGGGGCUAAUAUUUGGAGGGGCUUAUUUUUGGAAUUUUACAGUAUAUGUAAAUCCACGAGGGUGAGUGAGAACAUAUAUGUAACAUUUAUGUAACUUUUUACAUGUAUGUGACAUGUUUAUUAAUCCACAAGGUUGAAUGAGAACAUAUGUGACAUAUAUGUAACUUUUAACAUACACGUAUAUGUGACAUGUAAGUAACUCUGCAACGACUGAUGGGAACAUAUAUGUCUAGGGUCAUGCUACUCUUUGCAGUCCUUAGAAAAGGCCUGCAAUUUUCUAGAGAAAUUGCUUGAAAACUCCUGGCACAACGCCACAUUUUCUGGUUGAAGACUUAAUUGUGAGCUUAAUUGUGCGACAGCACUUUCCACUUUUAUACAAGUUAUUCAUGGAGAGAAUGAUGGCAGCUGGCUGAGUGGGUUGAGGGAGGAAAAGCUGAUAAUAAUACUUUACUGAAUAUAUAUAUAAUAAUAUAUAUUACUAUUGAGUACACUAUAUGGCAUGCCUCUCACAAAAUUGAUUUUCCUUUUAUUUAUGAUAAUUUAUGAUACAGGUUACCAUGCAUUCCAACAUAGGCUUUAACUUUGCACCAGGAACCACCAUGGUCAGUACCAAUAUUGAUUCAUAUUACCCAACACUGGCACAAGCAUACAGUGAAGGAUACAGACUGACCACAUUUUAUAGGAUCCCAGGGGCAGCAAAACAGCAGGGCUUUAUGUCUACAGCAGUUAAUAUUCCAUUUCAAGGUAUUUUUACCAAGUGAGUAUACACAGACUGUAGUAGUUCAUUCAGGGCUGCUGAAAUUAUGCAAAAUUAUGAUGGAAUUUCACACAACAUCUUAUAUAUUACAACUGAUCACACAGUCUAUGAGAAAUCUUACUGAUGGAAAAUGCAAAUUUAGACAAAGUAACAUUAGCUGCUGAAAACAGUAAUGUCCAGGCUAUUUAACUUUCAUUGGAAACAUCUGAGUGAGUGGUGCCUGUGAAAUCUUUGUGACAGCAAGUUUUGUUUGUGAAAUCUUCUCUUGACUCAGGGAAAGCAUUUGUUCAAAUGGGGUCAUGUAUCCAAUGAACGGGUAACGAAGCCAUUCAAACUGGCUCACGUUUCCAGCAAAUGGGUGACCAAGCUGUUGGAACCGCUGACAAACAGCUUGUAAACGAAAAGCCGUUAGUGUGCAUUUUCGCGUGAGAGGUCACAAUUUUCUGCAUAACAGAUCUUUUCUGGCUUGAAAUGUGACCUUCUGGAUUCUUAUUUUCUUAGAUUCACACCCUUUAAGAUAGACCUUUUCAGACAGUUUUACAUGACAUGGUUCGUUGGUAUGGUAGUAUUUUGUUGAUUUAACAAAUACUUAAAGUACAUGUACAUUGUAGUGUUCAUUAUUAUUAUUUUUGGUAGUGUUCCACAAAGUUAAUUCUGGUAGAUGAAUGCAUGCAUCUUAUUAUAUGGAUGAGUCCGUGAGUGGGCAAGGUGAAGCAAAUCCUGCAUUCUGAUUGGCUACCCCAGUGGGCAAGAUGAGCGUCAUUUGUUUUUGCAAUUUUAUUGAAUGCGACUUGUCUCAGUCAAAAAAAAAAACACAAAAAAGAACUUCGCCAAUUUUCAGCCAUCUUGACUUCACCCUUGGGCAAACGCAUACUAUUUGUUACCUUCUUUUUAAACUGUUGACAGAUCUGUAGUGUAUAUUUAUUCUUUAUAUCUGAAUUGUCUUCUUAGAUUUCCUGCAGCUCCUCCAAGUGGUGAGAACUGGCAGUUGAAAGUGGACAAGUCCAUUAUGUUUGUACAACACAUCAGACAAGGAAUUCUCUCAGCAUCUUCCAUGUCACAAGCAGAUACCAGUGACCUGUUGAAUAAAAUCAUGCAGGUUGGUUUAUUAUUAUUAUUAUUAUUAGUAGUAGUAGUAUUAAAUCCACAACUAGGUUUCUUGGUCUAUCCUCUUAUUAAACAUAGAAAUAAUGUUAAAUGCUCCAAACUCAAGUGGAACCACAAGCCAUAUUAAUGCACACUGUAGGCAAAUCGUCUCUCUGCAAUUUAAAUGAACAGUUAUUUAGACGUAAUUUCAAUGGUUAAAGUGUAUAUACACUGUAGACCAUAGAAUUUUUUUUGUUUUGGUUUCUUUUUUUGUGUUCAUUUCUGUUGAAGGUUUUCCUCGCAAAAGCGUGAACAAGAAAAGGAGAAAAACAAAUUUAUUGUGCCACCACCAUCACAUAAAUCAUAGCUCUUGACCAAUCAGUACAUGAGAAAUAGCUCAGUUAGUGAACUCCGGUGUAUCUAUUUUUUGAGAACGCGCGAAAAAACAUUUUAAAGUCAAAUCUCGUACUCGAAGUCUUUCUCGUCCUCGAAUCUAAAGCCAGGGGUGGAUCCAGGAUUUUUUUUAGGGGGGGUGCACUCGUCUCUUGCUCUACUGCAACACCAAUAAUUCACUUUUUCUUUUUUUGCAGAAUACCAGUUGCAUUAGAAAACCGCAGGUCAUAUCAGGGGAGGGGGGGUUGUGCACCCCCUGCACCCUCCCCCUAGAUCCGCCCCAGAAAGCUCUCUAUUAAGAAAAUCUCAUACUCAUAGUUGUUUCGUCGUAGAAUCUAGAGGUCUCUAUUAUUUGCAUUGAUUUGAUCAUUCCAGCACACGGCUAGUGGCGGUCAGUUGGUAUGUGUAGAAAUGACAGGUCAAGCAUUGUCACAAGGAAUGUCUGCAGCUUGGACAGGAAUGUCUGCAGGUAAGACACUGUUGAGCACUUUAGUUCAGCUGAGAUCUUAUCCUCAUGGUUUGAAAGGGGAAAGGGUAUUUAAGAUGGCUCGAUAGGUUCCAAAACCUGGCAAGUUUGAGCAUUAACUGCGUCGCUACAAACAAAGAUUUGCAAACAUGACCACCACAGCUGUAUUCGUUCUUUAUGAAAAUUUGUUACACGAUCAUUUUUACAGUGACAGCAAAGUUGUCAUAGCAGCGAAAUGACGUCAUUAUCUAUUUUUUCAUGCAGCCGUAUUUCUCGGCACUGGGAGGUUUUUCCACGAUCGUUCACGGCAGUUUUUUCCUCCAAUAACUACCACGAUGUUUAUUCUAAUGGACUUUGCUCAACCCUCACAAACAUUGAGGUAGCCUGUUGCCGCAGACGUAAUUUAAUCUCGGUUAAGGCUGGUUUUCACUAGCGACGGAGUCGGAGUCGGAGUCGGAGUCAAAAUCAGAAGCUUAGAGCUUAUGAACUAGUGAAAACAGCAUUCUGAUUCCGCUUACGACUCCGUCGCUUACGUCCCUCUUAUGAUCUAGUGAAAACUAAUUGUCGGAGUCGGAAGAAGAAGCGGAAGGAUAAACCAAACACCAAGCGUGGGAACAAGCAUUGUGAUUGGUUCAUCCUUCCGCUACUGCCUCCGACUCCGACAAUCUGGUUUUCCCUAGAUCAUAAGCGGAACGUAAGCGACGGAGUCGUAAGCGGAGUCGGAAGAAAAAGAAACGUUCUAAUUCUUCGGACUCUGAUUCCUUCGCGCUUAUGACUCCGCUUACGACUCCGAUUGUUUAUUUUCAGUAGGUCAUAAGCGCUCUAACGGCUUCGCUUACGAAUCCGACUCCGACUCCGACUCCGUUGCCGGUGAAAACCAACCUUUUGUAACGUCUGGGAAGCAGCAUCGAGUUCUGGGCUCCGAACUGAUACUCAAAGAAGUACAGGAAAUGCGCUUCGAUUUCUUUUCAUCCUGAUUGGUUAAUCGGCAUUGGCCUUUUUAGCAGGCCAAUCAUGGCACAUAGUCAAAUCCUGCCACACAGGUUAGGACACAGAACAAGGUUUUCGCCGCUGUUUCGCUGACCGACUUAACCAGCGUUAAGGCUAGUCAUCAUUGAGCGCACUCCAGUAACAGCUCAGAGCAAAGAUUAAUGUUAAGAUGUUCUUUUCUUUUUUAUCUUGUUAGGCAUGGGAGUUGAUUUAUUUUUUGACAUACCAACUCACCCAAAUCCUCGUCGCUAUGUUUACCAAGCUGUCAAUGUGCCUAUCAACGUAUCCGUCUCACCCGGAUUCCCAGCGGGGAAAAUCCAGGUUUAUUGUGAUUGGCUAGGACAGAUGGCGGCAUUUCUUCAACAAGGCUGGCGAUUGGUUGAAAUUUUCUUGGAUCAAUCCGGUGCUACUCAAGCCCAUGGCUUUUCUGCAACUCAGGCGCUCAAUUCUGUGUGGUUCUUCGAGAAAGAGGCUAGUCGAAUCAAUGAUCCCCGCCCUGUUUAUGAAGGUACAGUGAUAGAGUAUGAACACAGGAUUGAAGCUGGUUUUGCCCAAUUACAUGCGACUCCCCAGUGGGAUUCAGUCCUCUUUGAGAUGGGAAAGCGUGGAUGGGAACUUGCUUGUAUCCUGGAAACACCAGAAGUCAGGAUGACAGGAUUUGCAAAAAUGAAAAUGAAACUUUUAAUGUUUUUUCAAAGAAAAAUACCAGGGAUGUAA